AUGUCUGGGUAUUCGGGAUACAAUAAUGGAGGUUAUGGAGCACCAAACCAGCAGUACCCGCCCCAACCCUACUACCCACCACAGCCAUCAUAUGGAGCUCCUCCUCCACAAGGAUCUCCCCAGGGAGGAGGCUACGGAUAUCAGCAGCCCCCACCCCCACAACAGCCUUAUGGAUAUUCUCAACCACCCCCUCAACAAUACGGCGGAUAUAAUGGUGUGCCUCCUAAUGCACCACAACAAUAUGGUAGACCAGGAAUGCCCUCGGUCAACUCAAAUGCUUAUGCCAAUGGCAACCAGGGCGCUCCACCCCCGCCGCCGCAGGGAAUGCACUCGUUUGGACAAGGUGCUCCUCAAGGUUAUGCCUUUCAAUAUUCCAACUGCACAGGGAAACGGAAAGCACUUUUAAUAGGUAUCAAUUAUUUCGGUCAGCGUGGUCAAUUGCGUGGAUGCAUCAACGAUGUCAAGAACAUGUCAUCAUAUUUGCACGAGAACUUUGGAUAUCAGCGGGAUGACAUGGUUCUUCUCACGGACGAUCAACAAAACCCGAUGAGUCAGCCUACUAAGCAAAAUAUAUUACGAGCCAUGCAUUGGUUGGUGAAGGAUGCUCGACCCAACGAUUCAUUGUUCUUCCAUUAUUCCGGACAUGGUGGUCAAACAAAGGAUUUAGACGGUGAUGAAGAGGAUGGUUACGAUGAAGUUAUCUACCCAGUCGAUUUCAGACAAGUCGGGCACAUUGUCGAUGACGAGAUGCACAGAAUCAUGGUCCAGCCUUUGCAACCUGGUGUUCGGUUGACAGCAAUUUUCGACUCAUGCCAUUCUGGAACUGCCCUCGACUUACCAUAUGUUUACUCCACUCAAGGUGUUCUCAAAGAACCAAAUCUUGCCAAAGAAGCAGGUCAGGGUCUUCUCAGUGUUAUUUCGUCUUACAGUCAAGGCGACAUGAGCGGUGUCGCAAGUAAUUUGAUGGGAUUCUUCAAGAAAGCAACAACCGGAGAUGAUGCCCACAACAAGACCGUGGCUACCAAAACAUCACCCGCUGAUGUGGUUAUGUGGUCUGGAAGCAAGGAUGAUCAAACAUCCGCCGAUGCUACUAUCGCCGCACAAGCAACUGGUGCCAUGUCAUGGGCCUUUAUCACCGCCAUGAAGAAGAACCCGCAACAGAGUUACGUCCAACUCUUGAACAGUAUUAGAGAUGAACUCGCCACCAAGUACUCCCAGAAGCCGCAACUUAGUUGCAGUCAUCCGUUGAACACCAAUCUUCUUUUUGUCAUGUAA
Messenger RNA from Sclerotinia borealis F-4128, 1275 nucleotides. NCBI's taxonomy places the organism in Eukaryota, Fungi, Ascomycota, Leotiomycetes, Helotiales, Sclerotiniaceae. The record is from the annotation of a GenBank genome assembly.